Messenger RNA from Didymodactylos carnosus, 2802 nucleotides. The record is from the annotation of a GenBank genome assembly. Lineage: Eukaryota; Metazoa; Rotifera; Eurotatoria; Philodinida; Philodinidae.
AUGUCUAACUCACAACAGGAACAUGUAUCAUUUUGGGCAAAAAAUUUUAUUCUGUUCUCAUUGGGCAGUGUUGCUUUAUUUGCUUGUGUGACAUUAUUCGCAGUGGUUUAUUGGUGUUCAAAACAACGUAAAUCAACAUUACCAUCAGUAAAAAGAGGAUCAUCAAAAAAAUUGUCAUUUAAACAAAUACCAACAACAUCAUUACCAUUAUCAACAACUAAUAAGGAAGGAAUUAAUGGAUCAACGGCAACAAGACCAAAAGAAAUCGUAUUAUAUCCAAUAUUGCCGAAACUUGGACAAGGCACUCAUGUUCAACCGUUUUCGGAUAAUAGUUCAUCGGCAUCAUCAAAUAUGGCUAAAAAAUUACUAAAGAAAAAUUUACUUGAAAGAAUAAAAUACAUUUUCAUCCAAAAAUUACCACCACAUAUGAUCUCUGUUAAAACGAAUAAACAUGCUUGUCUAAGAAUGAAUACAAGUGGUAGUUAUAAUUAUUUAAUGAUGACAAUCGAACUAAAACAACCGCUAUCGAAUCAACCAUCACGCUUAUAUAGACGAAGAAGAGGAUCAAAUAACUCAUUAACAAUUUCUAUUACACCAAAACGUCCAUACAACAGUCCACCAACAGAUUGUCCUGCUGAUGAAUAUUUAUCAACAGCAACAAGACGAUUAACACUCGACGAAUUUCAUAAACAUGCACAAGAUGCUAGACUACUUUAUCAUGAAUUUUGGACAAUACCAACAAAUCAUUUAGAAAAAUUACGUAUUUGCGGAGCUGAUGAACAUUCACGCGUUAAAUUAUCUGAAUUACCCGGUGAUCCCGUUUCAUCUUACAUUAACGCCAAUUAUGUUCAUGGAUAUGAUAAUGAAUAUCGAGCAUUUAUUGCGACACAAGGGCCAAUGUCCAAUACAAUAAUUGAUUUUUGGAGGAUGAUUUGGCAAGAGAAUGUACCCGUAAUUGUAAUGAUUACGAAAUUAUAUGAAAAGAAUAAGUCAAAAUGUGAACGAUAUCUACCUGAUGAUCGAGGCUCUACCUACGGUCCAUUUCAUAUCACCGUUCUUUCAAUAUCACAUGAAACAGAUUUUGAAAUACGACACUUAUGCAUAGAAUUUGAAAAUCAGACACGUGAAGUUCAACAUUUGUGGUUUUCUGGAUGGCCUGAUCAUAGUACACCCGAUCUACCCUAUUCUUUAAUUGAUCUUGUUAAAAUUGUUGAAGCUAGUCGUCUUGAUUCAGAAACGAGUAAAGCCAAAGGUCCAGUUGUUGUUCACUGCAGUGCGGGAAUUGGUCGUACUGGAUGUUUUAUUGCACUUGCCAAUGGUAUAAAACAAUUGAAUAAAGAGAACGUUGUUGAUGUUGUGAAAAUACUAUGCCAGUUAAGAAGGGAUCGUGGUGGUAUGAUACAGACGAAUGAACAAUAUCAAUUUUUAUAUCAAGCGCUUAGUGAAUAUGCAAGGACAUUAGGAAAAGCAUCCGGUAGCAAAAAAAUGUCUGCGCUGCAGACUACGCGUCGUUCGUUAAAAAAAAUGCGGUGUUUGACUGCUGUUAAUUAUUCGAUAAUAAACAUUGAUCGUUUACAAGCAUCUACUACGUCGUCAUCCGCAGCUACUUCAACAAAUGUAGUUAACGCACCAGUCAGAGCACCAUCAAUUAAUUAUACAGGAGAUAGUUUACCAAUCAAUAUGGGUUUGAAUGAAGUGAAAUCAUUGCGUUUGACUGAUAUGAAACGAGGCGGAGGUGGACGUUCAUCAUUUUCCGGUAUUUGUGCAACAAUCUUCGGUGCAUCAGGAUUCGUUGGUAAAGCUGCUCUUGGUCAACUGGCCAAAGAAGGUAGUCAAAUUAUUGUUCCAUAUCGCGACGAUCCAUACAAUCUACGAGAUUUAAGAUUACUAGGAGAUUUGGGUCAGAUUUUAUUUACACCAUAUUAUAGUAAGGACGAAAAUUCUAUUCGUAAAGCAUUGAUGUAUUCAAAUGUUGUUAUAAAUGCAAUCGGUCGCGCUAAUGAAACCCGAAAUUUUUCAUUUGAUGAUAUUUAUGUUAAAAUACCUCGUACAAUUGCCCGUUUAGCGCGAGAAUGUGGUGUUCAACGACUCAUCCAUAUUUCAUGUUUGAAUGCCAGUGAGAAUCCACAACCAAUUCUAUUUCGUAAUGGAUCAAAAUCGUUAAAAGCAAAAUACUAUGGUGAACAAGCUGUUCGAGAAGAAUUUCCUGAAGUCACUAUUCUUCGUCCUUCUGACAUUUAUGGUGAAGGUGAUAAUUGGGUCAAUUAUUGGUUAUCUCCAUGGACACAUUCUAUGUUCUACUACCGUUUUCCACUUUAUGGAAGUGGUGAAAGAACAGUGAAAGCUCCUGUUCAUAUAAACGAUGUGGCAAGAGCAAUCUAUGCUGCUUUAAGAGAUCCAAUGUCUGUUGGUCAAACAUAUGAAAUAUACGGACCAGAACAUUAUAAACUCCGUGCAUUAUUAGAAUUUAUGCUGCAAUAUCUUCGACGCCCACAAUCAUUUAUAACACCUUUAACUCCGGAAGUACUCCUCAAAGCAUUCGCUAAUAAUUUCAAACACCGUAGUUUAUACAACAUUGACAAAUUUCAACGAAUGUACACAACAGAUAUCAUCACACCCGGUUUACCAACAAUUAAAGAUCUGGGAAUCGAGCCAAUCAAAUUUGCUAAAGGUGUCGGACCGCAGAUGGCUUAUAGAAGAAAUAAACGUCGGGCUAUGGAAGAGCCAAGUGAAUUUCGUGUGCCACCACCACCAAAACCAUUUGUACAGGAAUUUGACUAUUCAUUUCAACCGUCAACAUAA